CGUACAUAUAAAUAACUUCAGAGGGCGUGAAAAAAAGCAUGGCGUAAAUGUGAAUAUAAUGGUGAUGGCGUCAGUGAAUGCAAUGAUCAUCUAUUUACAGACAAUUCUCGAUGACGAAUAUCGUCUUAUCGUGUAGUAAUAUAUUAUAAAAAAUGGCUGAACCACAAGAGCAAAAGAAUAAAGAAAAUACAAGUGGUGGAUUAAAAGAUGCAAUGGUGAAACACGAGAAACGGGAGGGUACGCUGACAAAUGGCGGGAAGGGAUCCGGCGAUGAUGCGGACAGUCUUGAAGAAUUACCGCUGGAUAUUGGCGAACAUUAUCUUGUUCGAAGAUCCGAUGAUUCGUGGCAUCCUGCUGAAAUCAUUCAAACACGUUACAAUGAAAAUGAAAGUCAUUAUGAAUACUAUGUUCAUUAUGAAGGACAUAAUAGAAGACUGGAUGAAUGGGUACCCCGUGAUAGAAUUAUGUCCAGUAGAUUUGAUAUGAGCGAUAGAAGUUGGAAAACCGGAGAUAGAAAUUCUACCAGUGAUUUAUUAGCAGAUUCUUCUGAUCGUAAGAUAACCAGGAAUCAAAAAAGAAGGCAUGAUGAAAUUAACCACAUACAAAAGACUUAUGCAGAAAUGGAUCCAACGACUGCUGCUUUGGAGAAAGAACAUGAAGCUAUAACAAAAGUUAAAUAUAUAGACAAAAUUCAAAUUGGAAAAUAUGAAAUUGACACUUGGUACUUCAGUCCAUAUCCGGAAGAAUAUGGUAAGCAACCGAAACUCUGGAUCUGUGAAUACUGCUUGAAAUAUAUGCGCCUUGAAAAAACAUAUAGAUAUCACAUGAGUGAAUGUACUCAUAGACAGCCCGUUGGAAAAGAAAUAUAUCGUAAAGGAACGCUGAGUAUUUGGGAAGUAGAUGGUAGAGAGCAUAAAAUUUAUUGCCAGAAUCUUUGCUUAUUAGCAAAAUUAUUCUUGGAUCACAAAACACUUUAUUUUGAUGUUGAACCUUUUCUUUUCUAUAUUUUAUGUGAAGUGGAUAAACACGGAGCACAUUUAGUUGGAUACUUCUCUAAGGAAAAAGAAUCUCCCGAUGGCAAUAAUGUAGCUUGUAUAUUAACUUUACCUCCGUUUCAAAGACAAGGAUAUGGAAAAUUACUUAUUGCUUUUAGUUAUGAACUUAGCCGAAUUGAACAAACCGUUGGAAGUCCAGAGAAGCCAUUAAGUGACCUAGGAAAAUUAUCUUAUCGUAGUUAUUGGAGUUGGAUACUUUUAGAAAUCCUUAGAGAUUUCCGUGGUACGCUUAGCAUUAAAGAUUUAAGCCAAAUGACUAGUAUUUCACAAACGGAUAUCAUAUCGACAUUGCAAAGUAUGAAUAUGGUAAAAUAUUGGAAAGGUCAACACGUGAUUUGUGUGACUCCUAAAUUGGUCGAAGAACACAUAAAAAGUAGUCAGUACAAAAGACCCAGACUUACUGUAGAUAGUAGCGCAUUAAGAUGGGGUGCACCACCUCGGAAAAAUGUGAAACCUGGUAAAAAGUAAAAUAUGAAACGAUUAAACUUAAUAAUUUUUAUUUUUUUUUUUGACUAAUUAGAGAUGUUAUAAAUAAGAUAAGACUAAUGAUAGAACGAUACGUCAUAAUAUUAAAUCUAUAUAUAUAGAAUCUACAUAAAAUUCUUUACGACUGUGAAAAGAUUGUAUAAAUUUAAUAUAUAGAGAAUGCUUAUUUGUUGUAACUUUCAUUUUUAUAAGUAUCAAAAUAUAAUUGGAAAAGUUGUCAAAUAUUUCAAAAUUAAAUCGUUUCAUUGAAUUAUUUUAAGUUAGGAAACAAAAUAAAACAAAUAUUUAUUUAUUAAUAAUUAUGUAAUUUUCAAAAAACCACCUACACACACUCACAUGCGUUCAGUAUAAUUUUUCAAAUUGUUAAAAAUGAAUUAUCUAAACUUCUUACAUAACCGGAAACAACUUGUAUAAAAAAACAAACGAGCUGGUGUGAUAUCGUACAGUAUUAAUACAAUUAACAAUUUUCUUGUAUAAAUUCGAUAAUUAAUAAAAUAUAUUUAUCAAUCUA
Polistes canadensis is the source of this 2052-nucleotide messenger RNA. RefSeq names its product histone acetyltransferase KAT8-like (gene mof). Gene Ontology annotation, molecular function: histone acetyltransferase activity. The transcript has 7 exons. Lineage: Eukaryota; Metazoa; Arthropoda; Insecta; Hymenoptera; Vespidae. The coding region runs from base 153 to 1523 and encodes 456 amino acids. The record is from RefSeq and is a predicted model, not a curated record. Gene Ontology annotation, biological process: regulation of DNA-templated transcription.